Cloeon dipterum is the source of this 4702-nucleotide messenger RNA. RefSeq lists its product as uncharacterized. The transcript has 10 exons. Gene Ontology annotation, biological process: proteasome-mediated ubiquitin-dependent protein catabolic process; protein linear polyubiquitination. The record is from RefSeq and is a predicted model, not a curated record. Gene Ontology annotation, molecular function: ubiquitin binding; ubiquitin-protein transferase activity. The coding region runs from base 398 to 4423 and encodes 1341 amino acids. Lineage: Eukaryota; Metazoa; Arthropoda; Insecta; Ephemeroptera; Baetidae. Gene Ontology annotation, cellular component: LUBAC complex.
AAUCAAUAUAACAAUCUUCGCUGAAAAUUAAUGGCAAACUUUCGUACCCUUUAGUUAAGGUUUGCAUAUUAUUUUUAUUAUGAUCAACCAUAUUGCAAAAUAAGAGAGCAGAUGAGAGAGAUUCCUCGGAUUUUAGAAGCAAAGACAGCAAAGCCAGUGGGCUCGGCGGAGUGUGCGGAGUUAAAAUCAAAGAACUUGAAAAUUACGAAUUGUACUCUCAUCUGUUUUGUGCAACUAUAGCCGGACUCUCGAAUCUGGUCACAGAACUGAUGAUAAUUGAUUUGAGCGCAAACAAGUCUUCCGUCACCCAAAAACAACACAGUGAAUUCGACUUUCAGCCUUGGUGCCGUUUCAGAUCGGAGUCAGGCCGCAGCAGGCAGGAUCCUGUGGUGGCAAAAUGGACGAAGAAAUGGAAAUUAACAACAAUGAUCUGAAUAACAACACAGACUUCGAAGAAGAGGCCCAGUCAGCAGAUCACUUGGCUGACAUGGCUGAAAUGAACGCACACGACAUAAUGAAAAACACCCAGCAAACAUUGCUACGAGAUGCUGGUAUAGUCCGCGAACGCAUCGGCUACAAGGUGUCAGUUGAGGAAGUUUACCAUCACCUGGAAGUCGUCAUGGAUCACGAAAACCGAGUUGAGCUCGUGGUGGAAGACUUGCUGGAACGCAUCAACAACGGCGAAUUUGCAAGUGGUGUUGCUGAACCAAUUGUGGAACAAGAGGUGGCACAGACGGUUCUGGACAGUGAAAAUUCUGUGGAGCCAAAUGAAUCCCUCGCCUACGUCGAUGACGAUGAUAGUGACGAUGAUGAUGAGGACUUGCGACGGAGAAUUAGUAAAAGGAAAAUAGAUAUCUUGACAGAGGUUGAAGAUGCGGAAGUGAUCCUUGAUGAGCAGAUCGAGCAAAUCAAUGAAGGGCAGGUGGAAGAGCAGGCCAACAUCGAGCCUGUCAUGACACGAGAUUUGGAAACCUUGGCGAGCUUGUUUCCAAACCGCAGUGUUGCUGAAAUGAGGGCAAUGUACCUCUCUCUGUACCAAUUUGAGAAGGAAAACACUGUCCACAUGCUUGCUCAGCAACUGUAUGAUUCGCAAGAUGUUGAAAAACCAGCCAAGCGGCUUCGUUUGGACGAACAUUCACAGAACAAGCCAGGACCAAGUGGGCAUCGAGUUGUGGACAAAGAACUCUUAAAUUAUGUUUGCAAUGUGCUGGGUGGAAGGUCAAGAGUAGAGCUGGAGCAGAAAUGCCGAGAAUUGAAUUGGAACCAAGACCUCAUUAGUGCCUUUGUGGAGUCUGAAUUGUUGAACAGAGAGGAAAAUUCUGAGAGCAACCGUAAAGUAGAAGCUGCUGUUCCUAGCACAAGUAAUAACACUCCAAAUUCGCCACAGCCUGGCCCAAGCACUGAGCAUGAUGAACCUGAAGUUGACGAGGAAGAUGACAAUGAUGAUAUUACUGAUAAAAUGUCUCAGCUGAUAGGCAUGUUCCCUGAUGCUGACCCUGAGUUUCUGAGACACCAAGUUCUCUCAACACUUGGCAAACCAGAUGAGUACACCAUGUUCAUCCACAACGCUUUGGAAAAGAAUGAUCUACCUACUCGCAAGGCUUACGAGGAGCGAAAGAAAAAGGAGGAUGAUUUUAAGAGAUACACUGGCCGGAUGACAGUUCAGGAAUUUCUCAAGAUCUUUCCAAAUCCGAAACAACACUUUGAGUCCAACCAGGAACAUCAGAAAGACAAGACUUACAUGGAUCUCGCAUUGAGCUUUUUGCUUGACAGAUUCCCUAGAACGAGCUAUAGACUGAUUAAAGUUACUCUGAGUGGUUCUCGCAACAUGACUGAAGCUUGUAAUGCCUUGGAGACAAAGCCUGUGCAAAAGACCAAACGUCGAAGCUCAUAUCUUCAAGCCCCAACUGAGAUCAAGCAUCUGUAUUUCCUUCAAGAGGCUACUUACCUCAACAAGAAAAAGGAGAUUGAGCUAUUCAUCAAAUCACAAGAGGAAGCAAGGAAAAACAAAAUUGAAGAAGCUAAACAAAAGAAAGAACUACUUGAAUGUCCUGUUUGCUGUGAAGAUGAGUGCCUCUUCGAGGACAUGACCUCAUGUGCUGAUGGUCACCUGUUCUGCAAAAACUGUGUUAAGCAGUAUGCUGAAACCAGCAUUGGAGACAACAAGACCAAAUUUCCCUGCUUGGACAGUAACUGCAGCAGUGAAUUCCCACUUGUGAUUCUGAAGUCAGUGCUUGAUGCCAAAGCUUUUGCCUGCUUGGCUAGGAGAAUGCAGACAGAGGAGAUCAGACAGGCCAACAUUCAGGAUCUUGAGACUUGUCCAUUCUGUGAAUUUAGCUACAUUCCUGACGAAAACAACGCACUCUUUGAGUGCCAGUCUGAAAGUUGCAAGAAGGUCUCUUGCCGGAAAUGCAAGGAGGAAAAUCAUUUACCUCUUCGAUGUGAAGAGGUCGAGAAAGAUUCUGAGACGCAAGCUCGCAGAAAAAUUGAAGAAGCCAUGAGUGAAGCUUUGCUCAGAGAGUGUUACAAAUGCAAAAGCAAAUUUUACAAAUCAGAUGGCUGCAACAAGAUGAGAUGCAACUGCGGCGCCUUGAUGUGCUACAUCUGCCGCCAGCCUAUCAAGGACUACAACCACUUUCAAAAUGUGCCUGGUCAAGCAGCCAAUGCCCAGUCUGACAAAUGCCCCUUAUACUCCAACAAUGAUGAUCUUCAUGUCCGUCAAAUCAUUGAAGUUGGUGAACAAGCCAAGAAAGCAGCUGAGGCCAGUGGCGUCACCUUGAAGCACGACCCAACCAAGGUCAAACCUGAGGCUACUGGUGGUGGCGCCAGAGCCCAUCCUGGAGAAUUCUUUGGCUUAAUGCAGGGUAUAAUGCUUCAUAAUCAUCCGUUCUUUCAAAACAAUCGCGGCGACGGCGCGCAACCAGAAGCAAUGGUCAUGCGCCGCCUUGAAGACUUGGUGUUACAGCUGGACCUUCCUGCUGUGAGAAACGCAGACAACAACCAGCCGGUGCGUGGCCCAAACGUUCCCCCAAUCAACGCUGACGCAAACAACGCACCAGCCAUCCAAGUACCACCAAAAGGACAUGUUACGCCACCGGACCAGAUAGUAGGGGAGAAUGGCGACGCCAACCACCCGCUGACGCGCAGGCCAUUUAUGUUGAAUCCGGCCAACCCCUACCGCAUGCUGCGCCAAGGUCAAAACCAGGCUGACCGACUGAGGCGAAAGCUUCGUCUUGUUAGAGCAGCGGCUGAGUAUUUGGGCAGGAAUGCGACUCCAAGGGGACAACAGGCUCACGCACGGGCCUUGGACUGCGUCCAAGUUCUGGAGCGCCAGCUACGCAACAUCCAAGCCUUUCCACUGCCAGAGCCUCUUCCUGCGGCGAAUCAGAAUCUCAGGUUGCGCGACGUUUAUAUGGGCCUACUUCACGAGCAGUUUGUUGACGGACGAGGAGCUGGUUUCAGGAGGGUCGUUGUACGGGAUCAGAUUGGCGACGCCGUUCUAGAUAACGUUGACAGGGCUGAAUGGAAUCCGGUGGUGUUGAACAGACCACCCAGACGCAUGUGUUUCUUCCUUCCCGAGGGUGCUCACGUACAGCCGGCGCUAAACCCGUUGCCGUUCCGUCGGCCCGAUGAUUUGCCAAAUCCAGCCGGAAUGAUGGAAUUAAAUAUGUACCCACAACCACCGUGGGAACAGCAUCCUAUGUAUUUCCACGAGCCACGGCCCGCUGCGGCUGCCCCUCCAAAUCGCGAACUAAACCAGUUCCAACAAAUUGCCGACAAGCAGAGAGAGUAUGACUUGCGGCGCAGACUCAGAGAAGCGCGGUUCCAAAUGCAGCGGCUUGUUAACAACCCGAGAAUCCAGACCCCGAUUCCUGCGCAGCGGUACCAGACAAAUCGGAAUAUAAUAGAUGCCAUGCAGCAAACCGUGGCUCGCGCAGUGGAAAGAGAAAGAGCAGAAGCUAACUCUACGCAGUUGAGCAGGGAGUUGAUCAACUCUUGCAACCAGAUGUUGGACUACUUCGAUGAGGUGCAGUAUGAUCCGAAAAACGAGCUGCCAAGAUUCAAAGUCCUUUACAACAACUACCAGAGGCUGAAGGAUAGCCUCAAGAACAAUCCGGGAAUUUUUGAUAUCGUUCUCUUUAUCCGGAACAGAUUCUGUGAUCUAGCACAGAAACACAGAAACUUUCAGGCGUGGCAUGAAGAAGUUAAGAAGGAGAGGAAGCAGACUGAAAGGGGAGGCUCCCGCACCGCGACUGCCGCUUCUGGCUCCGCUUCAACUUCCAACGCUGCUGCUACACCUUCCACGUCCGCCGGCCCUUCAACUGCUGGCCCAUCCACCAGACCUGAAGGGGCUCAGGACAACGAAGGGGAUACGUCCCCUGAGAGUGAUGACUAUGUCAACAAUUUCGAGUUUGAAGAUUGAAUUGCAAUCAUUACUUUGCCACCACCAUUCCCUUUUUAUAAUAAUGAGAUAUAUUAGUCAUGUCAGAUUCAAUGAUUUUUUAUGGAAUUUACCACUAAAACUUUCAGCUCUACUUGUAAAAUCUUGAUGUUAGCUAUCAUCGCCUGCUGUUCCUUGAUAUAUAUGUGUUAAUGUGGGGGGAUCCUAAAAAUUUCCUUGUGCAGGACUAUUCCAUAAAAAAAUUGAUGAAUAUGUAGCGCAUUUGUAUUUUACUAAUAAAGAAAAAAAUCACAUGACGAA